AUGUUCGAAGAAGACGAAGGAGCUACUGGAUGGAAAGCAGGGGAAUCAGUUGGAUAUUGCAACAACUGUCAAUUGACAUAUUCACCAACCACAGUUAAUUCCGACGUUGUUGAGUCCCUUGAUGAAGAGCGUGAACGUUUAACGCCAUCGCCGUUACCAGAAACAAACAGGUCUGUUUUUAUAUCUGUUUUUCUUUUUUUUCUUUUUGUGCGAAAAACAUUAAGCAAUCAUAGCAAUCAACCAAAAAAUGCACGAUGAAUGAACAAAUAAUAAACUAAAGCGAAAAUAGCUAGAUUUGAGUACAAUUUUUAAGUUUUUGUACAUUUUGACAUAUUUUUUACAUGGCUUGUGUGCAUGGCAUUCAUGUGUAUACCAUAAACCUCUGAAUACAUUAAAGCCCCCCUCCCCAAUAUAAGCUGCCACAAAUAUAAGCAACCCUCCCCCCCAUGUAUAAGGCCACCAUAUAAUCUAUAUACUGUAUUUUUAUAUUUCUUUUCAUUCAUUGUAUAGUUUACAUGUACAAUAAAUGCUAUAUUAUACAUCCGUAUAUUUAAUAUAUUAUACAUCUGUAUAUAAGCCCCCCACGAUGUGUAAGCCAAUCCAAAAAUGCUUACAAACAACUAUAAGCUCAUGGCUUAUAUUUGGAAGUUUACGGUAUUCAAUUUCAUGAUCGAAUUUCAUUACUACCUUGUGCAUUCCCCAAAUUGCUGAGACCAUAGUCGAAGCCAAAUCUCCCAACUAUAUGGAGGACAAAAUGCGGCAAGUUAAAAAUACUGAGGACAUUUAUCUGCAAAAUUAUUCAGUAAUAUGGACACAGUUCUAGAGUAGAAUUAAAUUAAUAUUAUCAAUAUUAUAUUGCAGUUUUUCUGACCAAAUUCUAACUUGAUCGUAUAUUUUGUCCAGGCAAAAAAUAGCAAUGGGUCGUUCCAUAAAAGGUCCAUACUCCCCCCCCCCCAUGGAGGAAAUUUCUGCCUUCCGGAGGGGGAAGGGAGAAAAAAUUGUUUCUGAUAAUAGUAAAUGUAUUAGGACAUCCGAAGGGGAUAGGGGGGUUAACUUCCUAUUUCCUCUGUGGGGGUGGUAUGGAUGUUUCUGGAAUGACCCAAUCAAAGCAUGGCAUUAUUUAUAAAAAAUCUUAACUGAACUAAGAACAAUAAAUUGAUGAAGAUGUGAUGAAAGAAAUGAACAAUAAAUUUCACAAUUGUACAAAUGUGUAACAAGUGAAUGCAAGCAUGCAUCAAUGACAAUUAAAACUGCCACUGGGAUAAAACGGUUCCAGGAAGGUAAAGGUUAUGGCACCUGGUUUAACCCAUUAAGCGCCAGCGCUCUCCCCUUGACGAGUAAAAUCGUCUGGCAUUAGACAGAGUAAAAUACGCUAGUGUUAGACAGAGUUGGGUUGACUACACACGUGGGCAGAUGGGCCAGUUAACCCAUUAAGCGCCAGUGCUCUCCUCUUGACGAGUAAAAUCAUCUGGCAUUAGACAGAGUAAAAUACUAAAGUAGGUGCAUCAGGGUGCAUUGCCACUCAAUGGGUUAAGCAGCUUUUUCCACUCAUCCAGUGUAGAGAUUCAUGUCAGCCAGAGAUGGCUGUGGAGCCCUCCUGCACUAGUAGUACUAGUACCUGUAAUACAAGUAGCAAUUCGUUGAAUGAUCCUGAGGAAGAUGACCGACCAGAUUCAGAAAAUGGAGAAAAAACAUUUGUUCCAUUGAAAAAAAAGAAACUAUCUGCCAAAGAUCAUGUUGGUGAAGCUGUUGAACUUCUCAAGACCAUGGUUCAGAAUGAUCCUUCAAAAGAACUAAUGCGUUUUAUGCAGGAUGAAGCUGAAAAAUGA
Molecule: messenger RNA, 1829 nt
Organism: Paramuricea clavata
Lineage: Eukaryota; Metazoa; Cnidaria; Anthozoa; Malacalcyonacea; Plexauridae
Source: the annotation of a GenBank genome assembly